GCACAAACCCAAUUUCGACAUUACAACCUUUUCUUGGUGGGAGACCAAAAAUAAAGCGGAACACGUUACGAAAAUGACCGAUGGACCUCCAUUGAUGCUUAAUCGAGCGUUCUUCGAAAGGAAAGAAAAUUUUCUGAAGAUUCUCCAAUUGAUUUUUGGUUUCAUCAACCUCUCCGCCAACUAUUGGUGCUACCCAAACCAACACUUCCUUUAUUGCGGCGAAAGGUACUUCACCUCCUCUCAAGUGUUUCAACUGAUCGUUUUCAAUGGGUUCUGCCUUUUUCUUACAUUGUCUUUAGUUGUGGCAAAUGUGACUGGUGCUUAUGACGCAUUUUACAAGACAAACCCAUAUGUAUUAGAGCGAUAUUUGGUGUUCCUUCAGACGUUUCUAUACACGGUUGCUUAUGUUACACUGAUAGUGGACUACGAAAAUAAUCCAUAUGCAAAAGCAUUUGCAAUUCCGCUGAUCUCUACAACGUUUACUUUGCUUGCUUACAUCAUCGACUCGAUAAUGCAACUUCGUCGUAAAAAUUCAUUUUCUCAGUGAUCUCUAUCUAAGUUCCUAAUGUUCCUCCCCAUUUUUCUUGCCCACAUGGUAUCAUGAAUUUCGUUUUCCGAAAUUCUGUAAACUCUGAAAAACAAAUCAAAACCAAACCCCUAAAUUAAUACUCGGUUGUGAUGGUUUCUUGUUGAGACUGUGUUGUGAAUUGUCUUUUGUAUUUAUUAAUUUAUGUAAAGCACUAAAGCAAAUUUUA
This is a messenger RNA of Caenorhabditis elegans, 755 nucleotides long. RefSeq lists its product as uncharacterized. The transcript has 5 exons. The record is from RefSeq and is marked reviewed. The coding region runs from base 74 to 547 and encodes 157 amino acids. NCBI's taxonomy places the organism in Eukaryota, Metazoa, Nematoda, Chromadorea, Rhabditida, Rhabditidae.